Molecule: messenger RNA, 7023 nt
Organism: Anopheles bellator
Lineage: Eukaryota; Metazoa; Arthropoda; Insecta; Diptera; Culicidae
Product: probable chitinase 10
Exons: 9
Coding region: 1-7023 (2340 amino acids)
Biological process (GO): carbohydrate metabolic process; chitin catabolic process
Cellular component (GO): extracellular region
Molecular function (GO): chitin binding; chitinase activity
Source: RefSeq, a predicted model, not a curated record
AUGGUUCUUAAGUUUUUCAAACUGCUGACCAUUGUUUGCAUAUGGACUGUCGGCCCAACUUUGGUGGCUGUCAGAGUUGAACAAUCGGAACCGGUCAGCUUUGUUCGAAGCAGCGUGGAACAUAUUCCGAGCCAUGGGUUUGAGAAGCAGAUAGCGGAAGCGGCCAGCGAUGAGUUCGGAAGUGAGUCUCUGCCUCUGCGCAGUGCAGUCGAAAGUGUACCGGCCAAUCUUAUCGAUGAGCGGCUUCCUCUUCGCGACUCCGUAGAGUUUCGGAUCAUCGACAUGGACGAUGCGAUCGAAGGCACGGUGAGCAAGGUGAAGACCGUCGUCAGCAAACAGCAGCAAAAGUACGCGACCACAUCAAGGACUGAUGUCGAAAGCUUUCGAGUCUUCAUGCGCCCAGACAAGUACGCAGCUUACAUCAUCCCGGCACAUCCGGACAACCUGCCGAUGCCCUUUCGGGCCGGCUCUCCCUUCCAACAGCUGUUGAGCAGUAAGGAGCUGGCAACGGCCCGAAAUCCUCCCGCUCAGCUGUCUUACGUUCGAAAGGCGGCGGAAAGCGAGUAUAAAGUCGUGUGCCACAUGACAAACUGGGGCUUUUACCGCAAAGGAGAGGCCCAAUUCGUGCCGGAACACUUGGACGCGAGCCUUUGUACGCACAUUAUAUAUUCGUUUGCCACCCUGGAUGCGGCCACUUUGACGAUGAAAGAAUUCGACAGCUGGGCUGACAUAGACAACAAUAUGUACCAUCGAACGAUUGCAGCUGCAGGCGAGGUUCCGGUGUUGCUCGGCCUCGGAGGCUGGACCGAUUCCGUGGGCGAGAAGUACUCCGAGCUGGUAGGAUCGACCGGCAAUCGGCAGAAGUUUAUCAGCAACUCGAUCGACUUUCUGAAAAGGCAUCGUUUCGCGGGUUUACACCUGGACUGGAACUAUCCGGUCUGCUGGCAAAGCGACUGCUCGCAAGGUCCCGCGAGUGACAAAUCCAACUUCGCCAAGCUAAUUCGGGAGGCUCGAAGCGCGUUCGCUCGCGAAAACCUCCUGCUCAGUACCAGCAUAUCGGGGUACGAGGAGGUGAUCAAGAGGGCCUACGAUGUAGUGGAAAUAUCGAAACACGUGGACUUUAUGACCGUCAUGACGUACGACUAUCAUGGUGCCUGGGAAGAGCAAGCGGGGCACGUGAGUCCGUUGCACGGUUCGGCAACGGAUAAGUACCCGCAGUACAACACGGCCUACGCCAUGCAGCUGCUGGUCAGUAUGGGAGCCGAAAAGGGGAAACUUAUCGUAGGAAUACCGUCCUAUGGACAAACGUUCACCUUAGCCGAAAGCUCCGGCGGUACGCCCCCGGAAGGCAGUCCUGCUACAGGACCUGGGGCAGCUGGUGACGACACGCGACAGCCGGGUAUGUUGGCGUACUACGAAAUUUGCCACCGAGUGCGUCGGCUAAAGUGGAAGGUCAGCAGAGAUGCUUCGAUGAAGACGGGUCCCUACGCCAGCAGCAGUGAUCAGUGGGUAGGUUACGACGAUCCCGUGUCGGCCACGGCUAAAGCAAAGUACGUGAUCAAGUCCGGGUUUGGUGGGAUAGCAGUGUGGACGGUCGAUUUGGACGAUUAUCUGAACCGCUGCUGCGAGGAAAGUUAUCCCGUGUUGAGGGCAGUAAACAGAGCUCUGUUUCGGCUUAGUUCUCCCAGUCCCACUGGCAUGGACUGUACGAGACCAUCGCAACCCGCCACACCUGAACCGGCAGAGAUGACAUUCAGUCCGGACAGUGGACUUGGCAGCUCCACCACUACACCUGCUCACGCACACACUACGUGGCCAUCGUGGACCCCGGAAAGCACGUCAACAACGCGCAGAACAACGACCCUCAGCACCACGACGACAACCACUCCUCGAACGACUGUAACUCGCAGAACAACCACCCCAUCGACAACCUACAGUCCACCGACGACCACGGUUGGCACGACGAUCCCUGUUCCGGGUCUUAUAAUGCCAGAGCUCAGCAACGCUGAGAGCUGUGAGCCCAAUCAGUACAAGGCGCAUCCGAACAACUGCAAUUCGUACUAUCGCUGCGUGCUUGCCGAGUUCAAACAGCAGUUCUGUGCCGGUGGCCUUCAUUGGAACGAUCAAGCAAAGCUGUGCGAUUGGCCAGCUUCAGCCAAGUGUGAGAAGGACAUGGGCUCUCAGGAGUACACCGAGACAACGGCCGCCACGCCGAGGCCAACAAGAACCACAACGGUAAGAACCACUUCUGCGAGACGUACAACGACAUCCGCGACGACGCAACGCACGACACGUCGAAGUACUCCCGCCAGAGUACCGAACACGCCGCGGCCAACGAAGCCAACGACCACUACUACGACCACCACCACUAGCAGUCCUUCGCAAGGAUGCCGAAAUGGGGAAUACUAUCCGCACAAAAACUGCGAUAGUUUCUACAUUUGCGUCAACGACAGGAAAGUGGAGCAACAGUGUGGCCCAGAACUGUACUGGAGCCAGGCGGACAAGAACUGUGAUUGGGAAGAGAACGUCAACUGCGUGAGUAACGAGCAGUACUUUAAAUUGCUCGUCAAGUACAGUGCAUCGAAGGCGCUCUCGGAGGACGAUCCUUGCGAAGGCAAUACGCACGUUCCGUAUCCGGGCGAUUGUAGUCAAUAUCUCGUGUGCAACUGGGGUCGCCUGGAAUCGGCAAGCUGCGCCAAUGGGCUGCACUGGAACCAACAGCUACGCAUCUGCGAUUGGCCAGCUAGUGCCCGGUGCUCCCAGGGUGCCAUCCCCGAGAGCACGGAGAACAAUUCGGACGAGAAUUCGUGGCAGAACUCGAACCAGGACAUCGAUGGCCCACAGCCCGUCGUAUCGACGACGGAGAGAAGAACCACCACGCGAACGACCACGCUGGCACCUUCCACGCAACCGCCGGUACUGGACCCACUGUCGGGAUACUACAAGAUGGUGUGCUACUUCACGAAUUGGGCCUGGUACAGGAAAGGAUACGGCAAGUACACUCCCGAUCACAUUCGCACGGAUCUGUGCACGCACAUCGUGUACGGGUUUGCCGUGCUGGACUACUCGACGUUGACGAUUAAGACCCACGAUUCGUGGGCCGAUAUUGACAACAAGUUCUACACACGUGUCGUGGCCGCAAAAGAAAAGGGCGUUAAGGUAACGCUCGCCAUCGGUGGUUGGAAUGAUUCGGCCGGUGACAAGUACAGUCGGUUGGUGCGCAGUGCCGCGGCACGGGCCAAGUUCGUUGAGCACGUCAUCGGCUUCCUGGAAAAGUACGGCUUCGACGGUUUGGAUCUGGACUGGGAGUACCCGGUGUGUUGGCAGGUGGACUGCAAGAAAGGAUUCGCCGACGAAAAGGAAGGUUUUACGGAGCUAGUGCGGGAGCUGUCGGAAGCCUUCAGGCCUCGCGGUUGGCUCCUUUCGGCGGCCGUCUCACCAAGCAAAACGGUCAUCGAUGCCGGAUAUGAUGUGGCCGCUUUGGCCAACUAUUUCGAUUGGAUCGCUGUCAUGACGUACGACUUCCAUGGACAGUGGGACAAACAAACGGGCCAUGUGGCUCCCCUGUACUACCAUCCGGAGGAUGAAAUUGAUUUCUUCAACGCGAAUUAUUCCAUCAAUUACUGGAUCGAUCAGGGAGCGCCUUCGAGAAAGCUCGUCAUGGGUAUGCCACUGUACGGGCAGUCGUUCCAGCUGGCAGACAACAAAAAGAACGGACUCAACGCGAAAGCACCCGGUCCAGGACAGGCGGGAGAGUUCACCAGAGCGGCUGGAUUUUUGGCGUACUAUGAAAUCUGCGAUCGUAUACAAAACAAAGAGUGGACGGUUGUGCAGGACGAACUGCAAAGGAUGGGACCGUACGCGUACAAGGGCAACCAAUGGGUUUCGUUCGACGACAAGGAAUCGCUGCUCCGAAAGGUAGAGUUCAUCCGUGCCAUGGAUCUGGGUGGCGGCAUGAUCUGGGCGCUGGAUUUGGAUGACUUCAAGGACCGGUGCGGCCAGGGAAGUCACCCAUUGCUGACGGCCAUCAGAGAAGGACUGCGUGAUCCUCCCACGGGAAAUGAAGUGCUCCCGUCCGUAGUUCCAACUAAUAGUGAACCUGAACCUGAGCUAGGCAGCGUCGGUGGAGCCCAAACACCAGACAAACAGCGGCCUGACUCUUCCGAAAGCACCGAUGUGGACGAGAACUUGGUUGACGGCGAAACAUACAAAGUUGUCUGUUAUUUCACCAACUGGGCCUGGUAUCGGCAGGGAAAUGGCAAGUAUCUGCCGGAGGACAUCGACCCGGAGCUGUGCACCCACAUCGUGUAUGGCUUCGCGGUGCUCGAUCGCGAAGGCCUCACUAUUAAACCGCACGAUUCGUGGGCCGAUAUCGAUAACCGCUUUUACGAGCGCGUGGUUGAGUUCAAGAAGAAGGGCAAAAGAGUCACUGUUGCAAUCGGCGGAUGGAACGAUUCGGCUGGUGACAAGUAUAGCCGGCUGGUGCGUAGCGCUCAGGCGCGAAAGCGGUUCAUCGAGAACGUGAUGGCGUUUAUCGAAAAGUACAACUUUGACGGUUUGGAUCUAGAUUGGGAAUAUCCAGUUUGUUGGCAGGUUGAUUGCACUAAGGGAUACGCAGACGAGAAGGAAGGAUUCGCUACGCUCGUGGUGGAACUAGCUACGGCUUUCAAGUCCAAGGGAUACCUACUCUCGUCGGCGGUGUCGCCAAGCAAAAAGGUAAUCGAUGCCGGGUACGACGUCGUGACGCUCUCCGACUACAUGGACUGGAUAGCGGUGAUGGCGUACGACUACCACGGCCAGUGGGAUAAGAAAACGGGACACGUUGCGCCGAUGUACGAACAUCCGGAUGAUUUCGAUAAAACGUUCAACGCAAACUUCACCAUACACUACUGGAUCGAGCAGGGAGCGGACCCUCGGAAGCUCGUUAUGGGAAUGCCGACCUACGGUCAAUCGUUUUCACUUGCCGAUGUCAAUGAUCACGAUUUAAACGCAAAGACCUACGGUGGAGGCGAAGCUGGCGAUCAAACUAGGGCACGAGGAUUUUUGUCGUACUACGAGAUUUGUGCCAACAUCCGACAGAAGCAUUGGACCGUCGUGCGCGAUCGCAAGGGUCGCAUGGGUCCGUACGCAUACAAGGGCGAUCAGUGGGUUUCGUUCGACGAUCAGUACAUGAUCCGUCACAAGAGCGAGUUCAUAAAAGCGAUGGGCCUCGGAGGAGCCAUGAUAUGGGCGCUGGAUUUGGAUGAUUUCCGGAAUCUUUGCGACUGCGAGGAAUACCCUUUGCUGCGAACCAUCAACCGGGUGUUGCGGAAUUACCCAGGACCGGGGCCGAAAUGUGUGCUGGGGUCUGGAAAACCAAACGAUCCUCCGAAAGAUCGUCCUACUACGGCAGCGCCUACAACAACUACAACGAAACCAACCACUGCUAGACCACCGAAAACCAGUACCACCACCAUGCGAACUACUACGAGACAAACAACCCGUUCUACUACUAGGGCCACCAGCACAGUGAGAACCACUAAGUAUCCGGUCGAUGAGGUGGACAACAACGAUUCCAAGGGAGUGUGCGACGGUCGACUGUUUGUUCCACACGAAUCGGACUGCUCCAAGUUCUACGUUUGUCAGAACGGAAACCGAUAUUUGCAAUCAUGCCCAGCCAACACGCUUUGGAACGACGGUUAUUGUGAUUGGGAAGCAAACACAAAGUGCCACAAUAAACAACGACCUGUUCCUGCACCGGCCACUACCACCGAGAGUCAGACGACGUCACGACGACCGACGGCGACGACGCGGCGCCCCGCCACCACUCAGCGUCCCACUUCGAGACCAGCAACGACUCUAGCGACGUCCAAACCAUCAAUUCCUACAACGGGCAACAACGAUUUUAAAGUGGUGUGCUAUUUUACCAAUUGGGCCUGGUACCGACAGGGAGACGGCAAGUACACGCCCGACGACAUUGAUAGCACACUGUGCACACACAUCGUGUACGGCUUUGCGGUGCUGGACCGGGAAAGUUUGACCAUCAAAACGCACGAUUCGUGGGCAGACAUCGACAAUCGAUUCUACGAGCGCGUGGUCGAGCAGAAGCGCAAGGGCGCAAAGGUGACGCUAGCGCUCGGCGGAUGGAACGAUUCCUUGGGCGAUAAGUACAGCAAACUGGUGCGGGAUGCGUCGGCAAGGGCAAGGUUUGUGAAGCAUGCCGUAGAGUUUAUUGAAAAGUAUGACUUUGACGGUUUGGACCUGGACUGGGAAUAUCCCGUGUGCUGGCAGGUGGACUGCCAGAAGGGAUAUCCGGAUGAGAAGGAAGGGUUCGCCAUGCUGGUGCAGGAGCUGGCCGUUGAGUUCCGACCCAGGCAGUGGCUCCUGUCGGCUGCCGUUUCGCCGAGCAAAAUGGUUAUCGAUGCCGGGUACGACGUGCCGUCGCUGUCGGAAUAUUUCGAUUGGAUUGCCGUGAUGACCUACGAUUUCCACGGAAACUGGGACAAGCAAACGGGCCACGUCGCCCCACUGUACUACUACCCGGGCGAUACUUACGACUAUUUUAAUGCAAAUUUCUCCAUAAACUACUGGAUUGAGAAGGGUGCGCCUUCGAAAAAGUUGGUCAUGGGCAUGCCACUUUACGGUCAGUCGUUUUCGCUUGCCGACGCGCGGCACAACGGACUGAAUGAAAAAUCGUACGGACCGGGUGAGGCUGGCGAGUUCACGCGGGCCGGUGGCUUCCUGGCGUUCUACGAAAUUUGCGAGAAGGUCACCCGGAAUGGGUGGACCGUUGUCAGGGACCCGGAAGGCAGAAUAGGGCCGUACGCGUACAGCGGAAGCCAGUGGGUUUCGUACGAUGAUGUGGACGAAAUACGACGAAAGUCGCGAUUUUUAAAGGAAAUGAACCUGGGCGGAGGAAUGGUUUGGGCUUUGGAUCUGGACGAUUUCCGGGGACGCUGCGGUUGCGGCGCCCAUCCGCUACUGAGAACGAUGAAUCUGGAGCUUGGCCGUAUUCAAACACAACAACCGGAAAACUGUACUUAA